This is a messenger RNA of Closterium sp. Naga37s-1, 752 nucleotides long. The record is from the annotation of a GenBank genome assembly. NCBI's taxonomy places the organism in Eukaryota, Viridiplantae, Streptophyta, Zygnematophyceae, Desmidiales, Closteriaceae.
GCAGUCCGCGGCGGCUCAGAGCAGGGCUAGCACUUGCCCGCUUGGGGCCCCUUGUGGGGUGGGCACAGCAGGGGAUCCCGUUGCCACGAUCACAUCAUGCCGAGGCGGCUGCCGCUUGCCCGUCAUCUGGGGAAAGGGACGAGGCUGGGGAACCUCACGAUUCGGCCGACCGGCUAGUAGCAGAGGCGGAAGAGGCAGUUGCGGAGGAGGAAGAGGAACGCGUGACCGCGAUCGAUCGGCGACGAGGGGGUACGGCACGACAAAGGCUGCUGCGAGAACGCACGGCUAAAGCGGCGGCGGGAAAACUGCCAGGGAACGCACAGGGACGAGCACCGAACUCGCUGAGGGGACGUGGCGGGAGAGGCAGAAGAGGCGCGCGCGGAAGGGGAGGGCGAGGGGGCCUAGCGGCAGCAGUAGCCAGGGAGAAGGCCAGAUCUGGACCGUUGCGGGAAAGACACGGGAGGCCUGAGAGACAGCAGAGAAGGCAGUCGGAAUGGCCAAUAGGUGAAGAUGGAGACGAGGACGAUGAGGAAUAUCGGGAGGAGGAACAAGGGGACUCCGAAGACGUGUCACUGGAGGACGAGCAAGGAAUCCCAUCUACAACCGUAGAUUGUGGAACAAGGAGGGGAGGGAAUGCUGCAUACGCCAACGUGGGCGAGUCACGUGGCAAACAACACGAAGUUUCCAGGUUGUGUGGGGGCGUGGCGAAUCCUCCAAUUCCUACCAAGGCUGACCCUACGAGCCGAAACUGA